GACACCCAAAUAAAAUGUUUCGGUUCAUUUUAUUCUGUGGCCUCUCGUUCAUCCGUAUGUCAGCUCGCUCCGUUCCCUGCGUCGGUCUCAGCCAACGAGUGAGCGUUGUGCGAAUCGGCUAACAUAUGACCACUCCUCUCCAACCCAUAAAUUGUCACCGUCUUGAUAAACAACUCAUACGGGAGCUCUUGUCUCAGAGAAAUAAAAUAAAGAUUACUUAGCUCCUAAGUAAUCAGCCCCUCCUCAAAUACAACCCCACUCUCUCUCUCUCUGUUUUCUCGCGCACGCCGGCGGCCAGCCCCAUCCACUAUACGCCAACAUCCAUCCCUUUUUCUCUCUCGUGCCCGCACGCCACAGUCGGCAGUGCCACCGUGGGGCACAGAAAGUCUGCCACCGUCGCCCAUGGCCAGUGCCCGGCCACCGCUGGCUUGGCCACUGCGGCUCGCCGCCCAAUCCUGACCAAUGGGUUGCCUGCAGCGUCACGUUAAAUCCACCUGCAACCGUAGUUCUUCCUCCUCCCUCUGUCCUUAGCGCAGAAGCAUCACCCUGUCUUCUUCCUCGACGCCCCCUGCUCCUCUCUCUACCGAGCCCCCAUUCUCCACGGCGUUUGGCAGCAGGGAGCCCUUCUCCCCCAGCAGGAGCAGAGCCUCCAUGGCGUUCGACCCCUCUCCUUUCUCCUCCCCGCUCGGAGCUCUGCCAUAGCGCACGCAAAUCCCUUCCCCCUCCAUUCCUAGGCGCAGGAACUUCUCCCCCACGCCGUCCAGCUCCAGGCCGGAUCCAAUUCGCCCUAUCCCUGCUCGCCCAGAAUUUCUUGCCCCAAGUCCGGCAAUCCCCUCGCCGUGGAUUUCCUCGAGCUUGCCUCCCCAUGGCCGCCAACCAUCCUGCCCCUGCCCCUGGUGCGCUGGGUGCGUAGUGCUCUGACCUCGAUGGACGACGGACUCCAGGCACCCGGAGCUCUAUCCGGUCUAGCUUCGAGCACCCUCUGCUCCAUUCCUUCACCAGCGCACCCUAUUCCAUUGAGCACAUGCUGCAGGGAAGGCCGUUUCCCCAUGGUGCUGCUCUCCGGCGAUGCCCCCAGGUCCGGCGACCCCUCUCCUCCAUGGUCGAGCUCCCAUGGUUCAGACGCCCCUUCCCCAUCGGAUCCAUGGCGCAGGGGAGCAGCAGCUCUUCCUCCCCUAACCUCCAUUUCCCUGCUCGGUUUUGUCUUUAACCUCUAGGCCACGACCUUCUCCCAUGGCGCGGGCCCUCCUCUAGUCCAGUGCGCGCAAGGAGAUCCUCCAAUGCCGCACCCAAGGUCCGCUCCAGCCUCCCCUUGUCUUGCGGAUAGCCAUGGCGCCUGGGUCCCCUGCAUCUCCCUCAUCGUUCCUGCUCCCUAUGGCGUGCUGUAGCAGUGUCGAGCUAGUCCCAUCCUCCAUCUCGUCGAUGGCUCCCCUGCUGAUAUCCCCAUGGUCACUUGCCCCUGCGUUUCCCCUCAUGGCGCGCUCUGCGCACCGUUGCCGGCAUGCUCUACCUCGCUGUCCGCCCCAUCUGAAUCCGAGCAGCAGCUCGUGCAUCAGUUCCCCAAUACGUAGCCAUGGUGGUGCUCUACUCACCAUGCUAACCACAACAGCAAGCCCCAAGCCACUCUCCUCUUCACUCGGUCUGCUCGACGAAAUGCCCCUCAGUGCACGCUACUGCCCCCAUGCCAUGUCACUUGCGCGAGUGUUCGUCGAGAGCAGCCGUGUCGUCGAUCCAUGCAACCCCGACGUCUCCGCGUCUCGCUUCGCCGUCGAUCUGCACAGUCCCCGUCGCAAUGCCGUCAAUCCGCGUCCUCCGUCGAUGUCGCGCCUCGUGCUAUGCCUAUGCGACGCAAUGCGAGCCGGUGGACAGCACAUGCGACUCACCGAUCCGGCCAGGUACUCCUUAGGAUGAUUGGUUGCUGGUGUGACUUGGCCUCCAUCCCUGCCACCGGGAUAGACGGUCAAGUGGGUUAUUGCUUCCGCAGGAGAGGACCGGGAGGAGUAGCGUGGCCAGGCUUCGCCAUGUUACUCGGUUUUCUCCGUUAGUUAUUUUCGCUACAUUAAAAUUUAUGGUUAUUAUUUCUGAAACUCCGAUAAUGUAAUCACUAAUGAUACUUUCUUAAUUUGUGGUAUUAUGCUUUAUUG
Zea mays is the source of this 2144-nucleotide messenger RNA. RefSeq lists its product as uncharacterized. The record is from RefSeq and is a predicted model, not a curated record. Bases 1330 to 1911 code for a protein of 193 amino acids. The transcript is spliced from 3 exons. Lineage: Eukaryota; Viridiplantae; Streptophyta; Magnoliopsida; Poales; Poaceae.